AUGGAAGAUUAUCGACGAAGCGAAAAAAGCGAGCAAGAACAAGUUUCACCACCAGCAAAGAACGAGGUUCGAUGUUCUCAAAACGGAAAAAUUACACGCUACGUAGAAGUUGGUCUAAAUCUACUUCAGGAACAAAAAAUGUCGGAUAUUGUAGUAGUAGGAAAAGGAGCAAGUAUCACCAAAGCAGUGACGGUGGUCGAGAUCAUUAAGCGUAGAAUGGAAGGAUCUUUACAUCAAUAUACCCAACUCGGCAGUGUGUCCUCGACAGAUCAGUGGGAUCCUGUAGAAGGAAAGGACAUGGAUCGGUAA
This is a messenger RNA of Zychaea mexicana, 309 nucleotides long. RefSeq lists its product as uncharacterized. Gene Ontology annotation, molecular function: RNA binding. Bases 1 to 309 code for a protein of 102 amino acids. The transcript is spliced from 2 exons. The record is from RefSeq and is a predicted model, not a curated record. NCBI's taxonomy places the organism in Eukaryota, Fungi, Mucoromycota, Mucoromycetes, Mucorales, Lichtheimiaceae.